Molecule: messenger RNA, 528 nt
Organism: Meloidogyne enterolobii
Lineage: Eukaryota; Metazoa; Nematoda; Chromadorea; Rhabditida; Meloidogynidae
Source: the annotation of a GenBank genome assembly
AUGAGUCCACUUCUUCUUGCGGUAAUUGCAUUAUUAUCAGUUUUUAGUGGGACAUUAGCUCAUAAUCCAAUGAGUUGCUUAAAUGAAGCUCCAAAAUCUUUAUGGAAGUUUCCAGAUCCAAAUUAUCCAAACUGGCAGCCAACAGCAGAAUUAACACACGAAAUUAUAAAACUUACGAGUAAAAGUUCUGUAUGUCAGAAUCUCAGUACAAGAACAGAAGCAUUUGCUAGCAACAUUGUUGCUAAAUGCCUUUUUGCUUUUCUUACUGGAGGUAUUUUGGCCCAUCUAAUUGGCUAUCUAAAUAUUGGCGAGAGAAUUUACCAAUACACCUUUAAUAGGAGAAGAGCCAAAAAGAUUGGAAAAUUAAAAUUAAAUAACUUUAAACUAAAAAUGACAAAGAAAGAUAAAUUAGUGCCGAUUGGAAAAAGAUGGCCCUCUCAAAACUUUAGAGAAGAAAAUCCUAAAAAUAAUGUAGUUGAAGUAAUGAUAGCUGGCCAUCAGCUGGCCAUCAGUUUUAUUCAAAAAUGA